GGAAGGGGUUAAGGUUGGGGGGGCUGAUUGGAGGUGAUUCUACAUAGGGUUGAGGAUGUUGCUUGAGAAAACCGGGUGUAUGAUGUAUGAUUUGGAUGUACAAUAUGUGUACAAUUUGUGCGCGCGGCUACCGAGAAUUGGGGCCUGAGAUUCAUAGAAUUAUCAUGUCAUGAUAGGAUAAAAUAUCCCCCCCCCCCCCCUUCUUUGACUCCCCGGUUCACCUCCCAUGUAGGUAUAUGGCCCAAGCGUCAGCACCUUCCCCAGAGGGUACCGCACCCUGCAGGGCAUCCCGGCCCCAGCUCCCCCCCAGCGGCGCAGCACCAACCAGACCCGGCCAGCGCCCACGACACACGAGGACGCCGAGGGGGGGGGCGGUUGUCGGGGGUCGGGGGGCUUGCAGUCCCGUUCCUGUCAAGAUACGCGAGGGCCCAACCUCCCGGGGCGAAGGGCAACUUGACACUCCGAUGUCGCGCGCGACCGCCGACCGCCGACAAACCGAACCGACCGAACCGACCGACCGACCAGGAUCUUUCCUGCUCCUCCUCCUCACCGGGCUACCGGGGCACACCGGGCGCAGACACGACCCGGCCCCCUGGUGCGUCGGCAACAACAACGCCCUGUCACCCACCCACCACCCACCCACUCACCCACUCAGCAACCCCCCGAACGCGAGAGCGAGUUUCGUUCGUCGGAGCGCGAGUGUGGUUCGAACGCCACACAUCAUCGGCUCCCAUGGUUCGUCUCUGUUUCAGGGCCUGGUCCCAGUCUGCAUGUCACGAACAGGCCUGUCACUGGCUUCGUUGGAGUGCCCCCCCCCCCCCUCCCCCUUCUCAAAAGUUCCGGCCUUUCCAGGACCAGGAGGUGAGAAAGCAAAAGCAUGGUGAGAGAGCACGCUAGUGUGGGAAUGGUGGCCGGUGGCUUGUAACUCACUACUUGUAAUGUGCGAGGGGCAAAACAAAAAAAAUCCGGAUUUGCGAAUGGGAAGUGGUGGAAGUGGAAAUGGGUGGUGUGACACUCAGGGGGGCCCGAGAGACCCGGAGGUUCGGGUCAUUAUUGGUUAGGGGUAGGUACUGUGUGGUUCGGGGUGAGAAAAAUAGGAAGAAAAAAAGAACAUGGUGGCAACCCAGUCGGAUGGCUUUCUCGACACCCUUGACGGAUGGAUUGUGUACAGUAUCAUCCCUCGUCCCUUGGCAUAUUGUGCAAGCUCGCAAGACCACCCCCGAGGGAGCAGCAGCAGCCUUGUUGUUGAUUCCCCAAGUUCAGCCGCUCUGCUUUGAGGACACCUGCGUGCCGUGUGCCUGCCUGAGCUGAAGCGAGGAUCAUCGUUCCCAUUGCAGAAGUUCUACCGUAUUUGCUGGAACCAUCGCGGCUUGCCCUAUG
This is a messenger RNA of Chaetomium fimeti, 1380 nucleotides long. RefSeq lists its product as uncharacterized. The coding region runs from base 237 to 884 and encodes 215 amino acids. The transcript has a single exon. The record is from RefSeq and is a predicted model, not a curated record. Lineage: Eukaryota; Fungi; Ascomycota; Sordariomycetes; Sordariales; Chaetomiaceae.